Molecule: messenger RNA, 1092 nt
Organism: Nestor notabilis (Kea)
Lineage: Eukaryota; Metazoa; Chordata; Aves; Psittaciformes; Psittacidae
Product: serologically defined colon cancer antigen 3 homolog
Exons: 1
Coding region: 1-1092 (363 amino acids)
Biological process (GO): regulation of cytokinesis; positive regulation of protein localization to cilium; positive regulation of cilium assembly
Cellular component (GO): recycling endosome; midbody; centrosome
Source: RefSeq, a predicted model, not a curated record
AUGUCAUGGCUGCUUGACAGCUCGGGCACAACGGAGAGGAUCUGCCCAGAAUCUCAAGUUUUGGAAGAUGAUGAUGAUGACAAUGAUGAAUUGAACUACUCCUGCCACUCUGUGUAUCCUCCACCCCAGUCCAAGAACUAUGAGAGUGUGAGUGAUAAUCAGGUGGAAGAUCUAGGAGAAGCCAUCCCAUUUCCCCUAAAUUCUAAGCACUCUCACUUGGUGAAAGAUGAAGGAGAGAAAAAUAGAAUAUAUGCUGAGAAGUUGGCUGAGUAUGCACAAGAGCUUGAGGAGGAAGCUCAGGAGUCUCAGACACCAUUUUACAAAGACAUGGAAGGGCUUGGCAGCUUGUCCGAAGAUGAGGAACACAGCUGGGCCUGUCACUUCCCUAUGCGUCAAAGGUCACACGUUCUCCGAACUGCAAGUACGGCAUCGUGUGGCUCCUAUGGCUCUUUCCCGUGUAGCACAGGCAAUCACCUGGGGAUUGAUGCCUUUGCCCUGUGGGCACAUGCCAGUGACCCUUAUCUGGGGUACCGAGAGUGCACCAAGGGAGCAGAGCCCCACAUGCUGUAUGAGGAAGCCAUCGGGGACAGGCAGUUCCUAUUGCUGCAGCUGACCAACGACGUGCUCAGGGAGGAGAACACCAUUCUCAGAAAGGUGGUGAAGUCCAUGCAGAGCUCCAUGAAAAGCCAGGUGUGCAUGAUACAGAAGCUGGAGAGGCAGCUGAAGGCCAGACUGGACAAAGAGAAGAGGGACGCCCAAGAGCUACAGUCCUUUAUCCAGCGGAGUGAGUGGAAUCUCCAGCUAAUGACCCAGCGGGCUCUGGAGGCAGAAAGCAAUGUGGAAAAGCUGAAGCAGAAGAUCUAUGUUCUCCAGGGAGAGCUGGAGAGCUCCAAGGCAGAGAACAAAAAUCUGAAAGCGGGCCAAACAGCCGACCUGGGCACAACGAAGCACAACAUAGAUUUUGCCUUGCAGAACCUCCACAAGAUAAUAACAGGAGCAAACUGGUCCAUCAAACAGCUCAUCUCUGGAGCAGAGUCACUGCAUUUUGUUGCUGAGGUCCUUGAAUCUACUGGCAAAAUUCAUGAAGUUUAA